Molecule: messenger RNA, 4472 nt
Organism: Cotesia glomerata
Lineage: Eukaryota; Metazoa; Arthropoda; Insecta; Hymenoptera; Braconidae
Gene: Nckx30C
Product: sodium/potassium/calcium exchanger Nckx30C
Exons: 7
Coding region: 1571-3652 (693 amino acids)
Biological process (GO): calcium ion transmembrane transport; intracellular calcium ion homeostasis
Cellular component (GO): membrane
Molecular function (GO): calcium, potassium:sodium antiporter activity; calcium channel activity
Source: RefSeq, a predicted model, not a curated record
UAAAUCUAUAAUAAUAAAUAAAAAAAAAGCAUCAUCUGUUUUGUUGAACAAGUGAAAAGUUAAGACAGAUAGAUUGUCAGUGAUGUAUGACUAGAGACCAGAGACUUUACCUCCCUGACUCGAUUCUAAGCAAGCAUUAAUUCAUAAGACGAGGACAACUCACACGUAGACAAGUAAAGAAACAAAUCCAGCAGCUUACACUUCCUCUUCCUCGUUCUUUCUCUGUCUCAGCUGGUUCCUAACGCUUCGUAAAAAUACAAGCAGAAAAAAGAGAAAAGACAAACUAAAAAAAUAUAUUAAAGUUAAGUUAAGGUUCGACUGAAAAACGUGUAUCGUGGACAUGUGGUGGUAUAAAAUAACGGUGUAGUUAGUUGGAGUCGACUCUCGAAUAUCGAGCGGGCCCCGGUUUGUACCAGAGGGUUUGUCUUGCGUGCUUUUGGUUUGUAACGCGCUUGCGUUACAAUAUCGUUCAGAGACUACAUCUUUUUUUACUCAACAGACCUGAGCUUUUUCUGUCCCGCUCGGGGCUCGUGGAUUUACAACAGCUAGAUCAUGCGCACAAAUCCUCGACAACCGGCUCUCACUCUCACCCCCACUUUAGUUACCCUUUUAGACAAAGACAAAGCAAAGACCAAAAACAAGGACUGAAAAUUAGUAAGGACGAAGACGGAGGAGCGAGAGGAAGAUGAUUAUGAUGUGGACGAGGACGAGGAGAAUGCGGUGAAGAGCGCCGAUUUUGGGAUCGACAGAGGGCGCUCGAGGAAGACAGGAAGGAGGACUAAAGCUCUACGGGAGUGAGAAUGGUAACCGUAACGGCGCGGAUAACUGAGAACUGAAUAUUGAGAAUAGUAGAGGGUGGUAUGUUCCAGUGUGCAGCGGGCGAGCAUCGCGGCGGCGACGCCGUUCUGCUGCUCCUGUAGAUGGUGUCAAUACACCAGUCAGCGUGUCAAACGUGACAUCAAGCCUUUCGUUCAUUAUCAUAUCUUAAAUACACAGUCUGGCUGAUCUGCAGCUUACAGACGUAUGGAGUCGCUCUUUUCAAUCUUUCUUCUGGAAUUAUAUAAAUAUCAAUAAUAUUCAUCAUCCCUUUAAAUUUUAUUGGAAAAAAUUCGUUCUAGUUUGAAUAAAAUGAAAUAACGGAGUCAGCGAAUAAAUAAAUAAAAAAUAUCUGAAAGGUGCUCUUGAGUGUGUCGCGGUUUAAUAGGGUCGCACAGAAGAACCAGUGCCGCGCCUAUUACCGCAAAAGAGGAGGAUGCGAGCGCGAGUCGACAUGAGUCUCGGGCCACCGUGACACAGGGCAACUUAGUUGCUGGAUAACUUACUCCUAUAUAUUUAUAGAUAUAUAUAUAUCUAUAUAAGUAUAAGUGAGAAGUGUGUGAGUGAGUGCGGUGAUAAGAUAAGUGAGAGAUAGUGGCUGCGUGUCCAAGUGAGGAUGCUGCGGCAUCAGUGUAAAUAAUAGUAUUAAUAUUAAUAUUAAUAAUAAUAGAUAAAAAACUAAUAAGAAAUAAAAAACAGUGGGUGAGAGGUGAUGUCGUGACUACUGAGGCAGUUAGACCAAGCAGGAGUGAAAAUGAAGGGGUGCAUCCUUUCACUUCUGAGGAGGACGAUGGUAGCUCUGGUGGUGCUGAUCGCAGCGUCGACCUCGUCCACUGGGGCCCACCGUCCUGUGCCCAAUAAUAGCCCAGCGCUGGUUCCAAGCUCGGCCUCGCCCGCGGCAACGCUUCUGGGGUUCGGUUCGAAUAUCUCCAGCGUAAACUCCUCUAAUGGGCAUCCCAGCGAGCUGGACAUUGGGUACGAUGGGUACAACGCGACUCUCCAUCAUCGGCACCACUUCGUUACCCCCCACGGGGCCGAGGACAACACGACGGUGGUGGAAAAGACACCCCUGUUCCCCAAGGAUCUGUUCACCUUCGAGGAAAGGAGACGCGGAGCGGUGAUUUUUCACGUCUUGGGGGUCGUUUAUAUGUUCGUCGCCCUUGCGAUAGUCUGCGACGAGUUUUUCGUCCCCGCGUUGGAUGUUAUUAUCGAGAAAUUUGAAAUCGCGGACGAUGUGGCAGGCGCGACUUUCAUGGCAGCCGGAGGGUCAGCUCCAGAACUUUUUACCUCGGUGAUAGGGGUGUUUGUUUCUUUUGACGACGUGGGAAUUGGCACCAUCGUCGGGUCUGCGGUGUUUAACAUUUUGUUUGUUAUUGGAAUGUGUGCGAUUUUCUCUAAAACAGUUCUGUCACUUACGUGGUGGCCACUCUUCCGCGAUUGCACUUUUUACAGUAUCAGCUUGUUAACUUUAAUCUACUUCUUUCGCGACAACUUUAUACAUUGGUAUGAGGCACUAGUACUCUUCGGGUUCUACCUGGCCUACGUCGGGUUCAUGAAAUUCAAUCAACCUAUGGAGAAACUCGUCAAGAGGAUAUUGUACAGAAAUAAAGUCACAAGGGUCAGGUCGACUGACCAGCUGAUGCCAUCGCACCAGAGCGCUGCCCAGGCAUUGCAGCAUCCAAACGCAACGAAUAGCAGUGAGACGAGUGUGGGAGGAACAUCAGGUGCGUGUGGCAGCAGCGGUGCCGCGAUAAACGCUGAUGCUGGAUGCAGCAGCAGUCGUGGAGGCAGCAGCAGUGGCCAAGGCUGCGAGCAGUCAUCAUCUCAUCCAGGUGCUCGACACUCAUCAAGGGAGAGUCACGCCAAGUUUAGGCACGGCCUAUUACAACUAAUGAUCCACACAAUUGAUCCGCUCCACGACGGUCAGUCUCGCGCCGGUAAAGUGGAUGAGAAGGCAACGCAGUUGCACGCAAUAGCGUCACUGAAAGUCCUCUUGGACGCAACAAAGCCACAGAAUGGAGCUGCGACGUCAACGUCUGCCCAAUACUCGGGCUGUGUCUCCAAAGAGACGGCGCUUCAACUUCAGCAGGGGUCACAAGGUACUACGACGACAACAACCACCACAACAACUGCUGGUACCACUGCUGGUAUCCAGGAACUUCCUAAUGGCGGAAUAGCUGCUGGCAUUGACGCUGGUCUUGAAUCGGGUGAAGAAGAUGAACCACCAGAAGCGCUAGACAUGACGUGGCCCACUAGCCCAAAAAAGAGACUAACGUAUAUUCUAGUUGCGCCUAUUUUAUUUCCUCUCUGGCUAACUUUACCCGACACGCGAACUCCGAGAGGAAAAAAAUUCUUCAUAGUGACGUUCUUUGGAUCGAUUGUCUGGAUAGCAGCGUACUCGUAUCUGAUGGUCUGGUGGGCGAACGUAACUGGCGACACAAUAUUAAUACCUCCCGAAGUGAUGGGUCUUACAUUCCUGGCGGCUGGGACCAGUAUUCCUGAUCUCAUAACCAGUGUAAUUGUUGCACGAAAGGGUUUCGGUGACAUGGCAGUCUCUAGCUCUGUCGGCAGCAAUAUAUUCGAUGUGACAGUUGGGCUUCCGGUCCCAUGGCUUCUGUACGGUUUGAUUUACGGCAAACCAGUGGAGGUUAAUUCUGUCGGGAUGGUCUGCAGUAUCGCCAUACUCUUCUGCAUGUUGCUGUUUGUAAUUAUGAGUAUCGCUUGCUUCAAAUGGCGAAUGAACCGUGGCCUCGGAUUCACCAUGUUCCUCCUGUACUUUGUUUUUGUAACAGUAUCGCUUAUGUUUGAAUACGAGAUUCUCGUGUGUCCUGUUUAGGAACUCUAUAAAACGAGCGACGUAUACAUCAACGACGACAAAUACAAUAAUAUUUAUAUUAAUUAUGAAUAAACAAUAAAAACAAAAAUAAUAGUUACGAGAUUAACAAGAUAGAUAAGAAGAUUUAAAUAAAAAUCAAGAAGAAGAAAGUUAAGAAUUUUACGCAUUUAAAUUAUUCGACUCACCGACUAAUCAGAAGACAAUUACACCUUUAAUUCUAACGUAAUUGUCCAACGGAACUACCAUAAUCGAUUUGUUAUUCAAUGAGGUCUGUAAAUAUGUAUAAAACCUUGAAAACUGUCCUUGUCAUAGUCUUUUUAUCUAGACCAAAUCGGCAUUUUAAUUUAUAAGAACGUCAGUAUAAACUAUAUGUAUAUUUAUAUAAAUAAUACUCGACUUUUUAUUUGGUUGACUAUUCGGGUAUUAUAUUAGGUACUGUAAGAAAAAAAAAAAAAAAAAAAAAAACAUAAUAAGGUUUGCUUUUUAUUUAUUUAAUCAAGACACUCGUUAGCUAUUUUAAGAACUUGAUAACAGAGCUUCGCACGCCUACCUCGUUGCCCGCGAGGUUAUUAUAGUUGAUAGGAUUAAAUUUUUCGCAAUUUUGUAUUACGUAAAAAUAUAAUAUAUAGAUAUAUAUGUAUAUGUUACAUUAUAUUUAUAAAGAACAAAAAUAAUUUAAUAAAUCGAUGUAAUAAUUAAAUCGAUUAGACUAUAAUUCGGAGGAGCUUAGUCAUAGUCUUCGGCGAUGAAGCAAACAAGUUCUCUUAGAGUGUCAGUAAUUUUAUCAAUUAUUAUUAUUAUUUUUUUUUUUUUAACUGCA